Messenger RNA from Diplodia corticola, 777 nucleotides. RefSeq lists its product as uncharacterized. Lineage: Eukaryota; Fungi; Ascomycota; Dothideomycetes; Botryosphaeriales; Botryosphaeriaceae. Bases 1 to 777 code for a protein of 258 amino acids. The record is from RefSeq and is a predicted model, not a curated record. The transcript has a single exon.
AUGGCCACCACCACCACCACCAUCUCGGCCAAUCAACAACAGCCGACCACCAUGACUCUUCGCGGCGCAUCACCACCACCACCAGCAAUGCCCGAACAGCAGCAACAAACCUCGUCUUUCCUCCGCCUGCCGGGCGAGCUCCGCAACGAAAUCUACGAGAUGCUCCUCACGCCGCCCGACCUGACCGAGCAGCAACGCCGCGCCGCCAGCUACCACUCGUCGUCGUGCCGCAACCUGCCCAAGGCCGACAUCCACCCGGCCAUCCUCGGCACCUGCAAGCAGAUCCACGACGAGGCGACGCGCAUCCUGUACGCGCGCAACACCUUCUCGGCGCACAGCAGCCUCCUCACCAAGAUGCCCUUCCUCAUCGAGCCCAGCCGGCCCGUCCUCCGCAACUCGGUCAGCUCGCAGAUCCGCAACUGGCGCAUCAGCAUCCGCCUCGACACGGACCCCUUCUUCACCGCCCAGGACGUCGCCGCCGCCUUCUCCGGCGCCGACUCGCUCGAGGUCGACUGCUGGCAGGCCCAGUUCGAGGCCUGCGACUACAGCGUCCUGCGCCUCUUCGAGGACGUCCGCGGCGUCGGCCGCGUCAAGGUCACCGGCAGCGUCGAGCCCGGCUUCGCCCACUGGCUCGAGCUCGUCAUGGAGAGCCCAAUCGAGACCGACGAGGAGAUGAUGAGCGGCAGCUCCACCCCCGCCUACGUCGAGAUGGAGGGCGAGGACGGCAGGAGGGCCGCCAGAGGCCCCGGCGGCUUGCCGCUCUGGGUGUUCCACUAG